AAAAUGUCCUGGUUUAUGUAAAGCAGUUAAGUGAAAAAUUAAAUAAAUAAAAUAGAAAGAACAACAACAUCUAAAAAAAGGAAAAAAACGCAAGAAUGGAAAACAAAAAGUCAAAGAAAUACUGAAAUAGGCAACAGUGCUGUUGAAGUUUAUGAGAAAAAAUGCAAUUAAAUUCAAUUAAGCAAAAUUAAAGUUCAGUUAAUUUGUGAAUUCAUUUUAUUCUUGAGUUAAAGUGUUGUGAAUAUGGUUUGGAUAUGAUGAAAAGUGUUUGAUUUUGUAUGUCUUAAAAGUCGUCGCUAUUGUUGUUUGUGCUGUCUUUAAUACAGUGACGCUGUCAAUGGUCAGUCGGUGAACUGGUUAACUAGCUUACAUAUUAAUUUACUGCACUUGCAAAUAAAUUAAAACUUUAUACACAUAAUUCUUUUCCUUACUUACAUUUUUUUUUGUAAAUUCAAUUUUGUUUAUUAUUUGCUUGUGCUUUAAUUAUGUGCGGACAUUUUUGUAUUUUUGUGUAUUAACGCCAUAAUAACAUAACGCGAUACACAUAUCAUUUCUAGCCGAAUUUAUUUAAUAAAAUCAACUAACUUUUUCUAUAUUACAAAAUAAUUAUGGUCAUAGCCAAUAACGAAUGGCUUCAUAAUUGCGAAGAUGGUGAAAAGUCUGGAACAACUAAUAGUACUUCUACUACAACAACAACAACACUCACAACAACAUCAACACCUACCACAACAACAACUAGCACAAGUAAUUCUAUUACUGAAACUCCAGCAGAUACAAUAUCGACACCAACAACAAAUACUGCUAAUACUGUUACUAAUACUUCAGCAUUACCAUUGCCAGUUUCAACUACGUCAUACAACGCAACAACAGAAACAACAGCAUUAUCAACAAUUACCAACGAGAACGUUAUAGAGUUCCUAAUACAACAGGAUCAGGAGUUACAUAGUGCACGCAUUUUGAAAGCUAUGGCUAAACAAGUUGGAGAGUCCUUAAAUAAUGAGGUCGAGUUGCGCGCAAAUGAAAGUGAUAAUAAUAAUUGGUCCAUUUUAAAUGCAACAUUUUUGAAUGAUACUUUGAAUAAACAAUAUGGUUUGAAUUCAAAUACAAAUUCCAACACCAAUUCGCUGCAGACGAACUCACCCCGUUUGACUAAAUCGAUAGAAUCAACGUCGGCAAAGCUUUCGAAUCCCACAGCAGCUGAUGAAUUGAGCACCACAUUACAAAGCGACAUGAGUACAAGUGGUAGUCCGAAUUCGAGUAACUCUAGUGACAAUUCGCAAAACUAUAAUCGACAUAUAAAUAUAGCAUUUUGUGAACCGUCGAAAAGUUUACCCGUAAAUCAGUUACAUAGUAGCAGUGGAUCUAGUUUAAGUAGUAUCAUUAGCACAAAUUCAACCUGUAACAAUGUUGUUGGCUCUGAUAGUAUAGGUAAUGAUAAUAAUGGGAAUGCAAAAAUUAUACUUAUCUGCGAAGCAAAUUCUCAUCCAUUUGAAACUCGGACCAUACCACUUACACCGAAUAUUGAAUGUAAAGUGGGGCGUUUAAUUGCCAAAAGUAAAGCGUCAGAAUCCAAUGCUAUAUUUGAUUGUAAAGUUCUAUCUAGAAAUCAUGCUGUACUUUGGUUCUCCGCAGAUGAUAAUAAAUUUUGGGUUAAAGAUACAAAAUCUUCAAAUGGUACCUUUAUAAAUGAUAGCAAGUUGGGCACUGAAGCAGCAGAACUGCAUUUCGGUGAUAUUGUCAAAUUUGGUGUUGAUGUGUUAGAAAAUUCUCGAAAAGAAGUGCAUGGUUGUAUUAUUGCCUGCGUAAAAUUAUAUUUGCCAGAUGGACGAGAAGCGAUCUCAAUCGAAACGAGUAUGCACCGAUCACUUCAUUCGGGUGAAACUAGAAUAAGUUACGAGGAAUUACAUCGCUUGAAUUUAUACAUACAGGAAUCCGUGCAACGAGAAAAGGUGCUCAAAUCCAAAUUAUAUAACAUACAAAAUGUGCUUGAUGCUACACGGAAAAGUACGGCACAAUGUUGGCAAUCAAUGAUUUCGGAAGAUCAAUUGUUACAUCGUAUUCAAUGUUUAGAGAAGAAAGUGCAGAUUACGGAGAAAAAUUUGCCUGAGAAUGUGUUAAAAAGCGAGAUUCUUAAACUGCUAGACGAAAAAACUUCAUACCAGCACGCCGCCAAAGAAGCCUUAAGAAAAGUUUAUCAAGAACGCUGUGAUGCUAUGCAAAUGUUAACAAAAAUGGAAUCAACCUUCCAGUCAUCUGAAAAUGAAGGUAAAUUGCUACGCGAACAAUUAGCAAAUGGAAAGCAGGCGUUGCAAGAUGUUAGUACGCGCUUAUUAAAUCUAGAGGCGGAAUAUAGUGAAUUUAAAGUUGAAAGUGAAAAACUACUUCAAGAGGCUAAGUUUGAAGAAGAAAUACGAAUUGCAGAUUUAACAGAGAAAAUGACUCAUGCCGAGAAAGAAUGCACAGAACUCCGACGAAAAGUUUGUGAUCUUCUACGGGGUGAAGACGAAGAUCAACUACAAAAGCAAGCAAUUGAAAAGUUAGAUGCUGCCAUUGCAGAUAUGGAUUUAGGUGAUGAUGACGAUGAUGACGACGAUGAGAAUGAACUCUCCUUUAAUGAAAUUGGAAAGAACAUUGAUGAUAUGGUACCUAAGUCCAUAACAGACCUUAAAAAUAUAUGCGACGAAAAAAUUACCAAAUUGGAUAUCAACGAAUCUGAACAUGUUAAAAAUGGAAAAGAGGAAUCUACAAGUCAGCAUUCCAUUUCAAAUAAUGAAAAACCAGCAGAAGCUACGGAAUCUACAAUAAUGAAAUGGCUUCAAAACUCCGAUUUGAAUAAGAAGGCAGGUUCAUUAGAUAUAUUUAAAGCUAUUUGCAACGAGUCUGAUUCAAGUGAUGAACACGAAAUAUCACCAGCGCGAGAUACAAUUUGUACUAUUGACAAAACCAGUGAUUUCCAAGAAAAAUGUCUUAAUUUCUCUAGCAAAUUAAAAAAUGUGCAAGACAACUUAAAACAACUGGAAGCAGAGAUUGAAAUCGAAGCAAAUAGUGUAGCAGAUUUCAUUGCAACAGCCUAUGAUGACAAUUCAACCACUGGGGACGAUAGCGAUGAUGAAGAUGAUGACCAAUACUCAUUACAAAACAAUGGCACAGUUAAUAAGCAUAAAUUUAAACACAAUAAGGGAUAUCUGCUGCUAAAAAAAUCAGUUAAAAUGCUGAGAGAAGCAUAUAAUGAGCUAUGUGACAAAAUAGUGUCAGAUGAAGACAAACAUAGAAAAUCUCCCACACCACCGCCAGCCAUAAGUGUACAAACACAAUUCCAAAAUUAUGCACAGCAUAAGCCUAGUACAAGUGCCGUUAAGCGUUUGGAAACGCAAGAUACUCUUAAACCAUUACCAGAAAUUAUUGAAGAUGAAGAAGAUAUAGAUCAUGUUGAAGAUGUUAUUCAUGAGAGUGAUAUAGAUGGUGAGGUCGAUUUAAGCACCGAUGUCGAUGAGGCUAGUCAUACACCGUUGUCACAACAGUCUUUAAGCUCAAUAACUACGCUUAAGGGUAGUGAAAUUGCGCUGAGGCAAAAGCAAACUGAUGAUGAAAUUAUUGGAUAUCAGCUAAAAAUUAACGACUUAAAUGAAAAAAUUAGCAAAAUUGAAACUGACACACAACAUAUGCUUGAAAUUAUGCAGUUUGAGUGUGAUAAACAGCAAGAUAAAAUUGAUAAUCUUAUAAAGGUUAACGAAACAUUGGUCAGUGAAAAAGAACAUCUGCAAAAACAAUUAAUUGUAAGGGAAUCAUCUUUGCACGAAACGAAAGAGGUGCAAAAUGCUACGGAAGACGAAAAUAAGAUAUCAUUAUCACUUAAUUCUGUCAACAAUGGUACUGAAAAUGCCACAGACACUACUGAAGCUAGCAACAUUAAUGAUGUUACACAGAAUAUAGUUGACAAUGGUAUUACCGCUAAAACAAUAAAUACGCAAAAUAAUCUUGAUGAAAUGAAUUUAAUGCAAGAAUUCGAGGAGGAAAAAGUUGCCAUUAACACCAAUGCUAUGCGCCAAGAAGAGGAACUGAUUACCUACAAAGAGCACUUGGAAGAAAUGCACCGGUACAACUUACUGCUACGAAAAGAAAUUUCAGACAUGAAGCAAAACACAAUUUAUAGCCCACAAAAAUUAUAUAGCAAACUGCUACCAAUUGGCGUUAUUUUUAUAGCAAUAAUUCUUUAUUUGGUUAUAAUGUACUUUUAAAACAAAAAUUUUAUUAUUUGUUAAUCAUGUUUUAUUUUGAACUGCGUUUGCGUUAAUCGCAGCAGAACUGCUUAGUCGUUUUUAAAUACAAAUUGAUCUUGCAAUAAAUGGUUCUAAAAUGUAAGAUAUGUUAGGCCUUAAAAUAGGUGAAAAAAAUAUAUUAAUAACGGAUAAAGGAGUUGGACGCGCUAAAAACUACUUAUGCCUGAAAUAACAAAUUAAAUUAUUUUUAUUUUUAAAUUUACGAUAAAA
Teleopsis dalmanni is the source of this 4490-nucleotide messenger RNA. RefSeq lists its product as uncharacterized. The coding region runs from base 609 to 4238 and encodes 1209 amino acids. The transcript has 4 exons. The record is from RefSeq and is a predicted model, not a curated record. Gene Ontology annotation, molecular function: protein binding. Lineage: Eukaryota; Metazoa; Arthropoda; Insecta; Diptera; Diopsidae.